Messenger RNA from Brettanomyces nanus, 672 nucleotides. RefSeq lists its product as uncharacterized. The transcript has a single exon. Gene Ontology annotation, molecular function: RNA polymerase II CTD heptapeptide repeat phosphatase activity. Bases 1 to 672 code for a protein of 223 amino acids. The record is from RefSeq and is a predicted model, not a curated record. Gene Ontology annotation, cellular component: nucleus; mRNA cleavage and polyadenylation specificity factor complex. Gene Ontology annotation, biological process: termination of RNA polymerase II transcription. NCBI's taxonomy places the organism in Eukaryota, Fungi, Ascomycota, Pichiomycetes, Pichiales, Pichiaceae.
AUGACUCUGGACCCUCUAAAGUUUUGCACGGUAUGUGCGUCAAAUAAUAACCGAUCAAUGGAGGCUCACAAGGUGCUCAAGGACCACGGAUAUCUUGUAAGAUCGUAUGGUACGGGAUCCGCUGUGAGACUCCCCGGACCAACAAUAGACAAACCAAACGUGUUUCUGUUUGGAACACCUUACACAAAGAUCAUGGAAGUGUUGAAUUCACAGGAUUUGAAAAUGCAUAAGAUGAAUGGAGUCUUGGAGAUGACUGAAAGAAACAUGAAGAUUAAAAAGGCCCCUGAGAGAUGGCCGUAUUUGAAUCAGCCUUCGCAGAUGUUGGACACAGAGGAACAUCCUGGUUUUGAGAAUGAGCUGGACUUUCAGGUGGUAAUUACAUGUGAGGAAAGAUGCUUUGAUGCUGUCGUGGAAGAUUACCUUAGCCGAAAUUACUUUGACCCGGGAAAAACAAGCAAAUUGGUCUACUGCUUUAACGUGGAUAUACGAGAUGAUCAUGAAAGUGCCAGACAGGGAGGACAGGCCAUAUUAGAACUUGCCAAGAUGCUUGAUACGACAUACAAGGCGGACUCCAGCGAAAUGCCCUUGCAGGAUAAAAUUCCAGAAAUAAUAGUUCAGUGGCAGAAGAAGUACCCAAGCCUACCAAUUCUUCAUGCCCUUUGCUACCAUUAG